Messenger RNA from Frieseomelitta varia, 600 nucleotides. RefSeq lists its product as uncharacterized. The transcript is spliced from 2 exons. The record is from RefSeq and is a predicted model, not a curated record. Lineage: Eukaryota; Metazoa; Arthropoda; Insecta; Hymenoptera; Apidae. The coding region runs from base 64 to 564 and encodes 166 amino acids.
CAUAAUAUUAUGUUCAACAUAAUAUAACGAAAACCAAAAUAGAAAGAGUUUGCAUACUUCAGUAUGCAAACCUCAUUAUUAGAGAAAAAACGAACUAAAUAUAAGAAAAAAGUUAACCGUGAACAAAAAAAAAAAUACAGAAGUAAAAUUAUCGAUAAAAAUGAAAAGGAUAAUCUUCAUAAAAAAAAAAUGGAAGCAUCAAGACAGCCUAAGAAGAUAACCAAAGAUCUACAAACAAUAAUUAUUUCUGCCAUAGAUCCUUAUGAUGCUCCUUUGCAAUGGUGGGAAUCAGAACACGUAAGAUAUGCAAUAAAUUAUCCACCGGUAAAAUUUCGAUUAGAAAAAGUAAUGGGAACUCAUAUUGUGCGAUUAACUGAUCGCAAAUAUAUGUUACUUUUCGCAGCUAAGCUCUUGGAGAAUCAUUUAGAGCAACAAGAAAUUCGCAUUGAGAAUAGAAAACUGUCAUUACCCUCGAUUACGUCUUGCUUAUUAAAAGUGUCUUAUAAAAUGCUUUCUGAAAAAAUUCAUUAUCCUAGAUAUCGUAAGUUAAAAUUUUUUAUGUAAAAAGCAUUUGUAAUUAUCAUAAAUUUAUAUAACGGG